GCCCUACAUUACGCGCUUUGUUGUAAAAGCGACGGGGUGAGGUCCUGCGGUCCGCGCGCGAGGGGCGGCCAGACGCAGCGGGCGGGGCGGAGGAUGGAGGCUGUGGCGUCCGCUGCAACGGUCGUGGCCGCAAGUGAGAAGUUGGCGGUGUAGGCAACUCGGGCUCCGUGGAGGCUGGCGGUGGUGCCCGGGCCAUGGCGGGAGACCGUCUGUGUUGGGCUCCCUGAGGUGCGCUCCCUGCCGUCUCGGGGAGCUGUGACCCAUGGGCUCGCUGAGCAGCCGGGUGCUGCGCCACCCGGGGCGAGCCCGAGCCCAGCCGGAGCCGGCUUCUGGAGCUGGGGGCUCCGCCCGGAGGCCGGAGACUGGUGGCGACGCGCCCGGCCAUGGCUUCUGUUACUGUCCGGGCAGUCACAAGCGCAAGCGGAACAGCGGGACCUUCUGCUACUGUAACCCCGAUUCCGAGACCGACGAGGAUGAGGAGGAAGGGGACGAGCAGCAGCGGCUUCUCAACACCCCUCGAAGGAAAAAACUGAAGAGUACAUCCAAAUAUAUUUAUCAAACAUUAUUUUUAAAUGGUGAAAACAGUGACAUUAAGAUUUGUGCUCUAGGAGAAGAGUGGAGCUUACACAAAAUAUAUUUAUGUCAAUCUGGCUACUUUUCUAGUAUGUUCAGUGGUUCUUGGAAAGAAUCCAGCAUGAAUACCAUUGAAUUGGAGAUUCCUGACCAGAAUAUUGAUAUAGAAGCACUUCAGGUGGCAUUUGGGUCAUUGUAUCGAGAUGAUGUCUUAAUAAAGCCAAGUCGAGUCAUUGCUAUUUUGGCAGCAGCUUGUAUGCUGCAAUUGGAUGGUUUAAUACAGCAGUGUGGUGAGACGAUGAAGGAGACAAUCAAUGUGAAAACUGUGUGUGGCUAUUACACAUCCGCAGGGACCUAUGGACUAGAUUCUGUAAAGAGGAAGUGCCUUGAAUGGCUUCUAAACAAUUUGAUGACUCACCAGAAUGUUGAACUUUUUAAAGAACUCAGUAUAAAUGUCAUGAAACAACUCAUUGGUUCAUCUAACUUGUUUGUGAUGCAAGUGGAGAUGGAUGUAUACACAGCCCUUAAAAAGUGGAUGUUCCUUCAACUUGUGCCUUCUUGGAAUGGAUCUUUAAAACAGCUUUUGACUGAAACAGAUGUCUGGUUUUCUAAGAGGAAAAAAGAUUUUGAAGGUAUGACCUUCCUUGAAACUGAGCAAGGAAAACCAUUUGUGUCAGUAUUCAGACAUCUAAGGUUACAGUAUAUUAUCAGUGAUUUGGCCUCUGCAAGAAUUAUUGAACAGGAUUCUCUAGUACCUUCAGAAUGGCUGUCUACUGUGUAUAAACAGCAGUGGCUGGCUAUGCUCCGAGCAGAACAAGACAGUGAGGUGGGGCCUCAAGAAAUUAAUAAAGAAGAACUAGAGGGAAAUAGCAUGAGGUGUGGUAGAAAGCUUGCCAAAGAUGGUGAAUACUGCUGGCGGUGGACAGGUUUUAACUUCGGCUUUGACCUGCUUGUAACUUACACCAAUCGAUACAUCAUUUUCAAACGCAAUACACUGAAUCAGCCAUGUAGUGGAUCUGUCAGUUUACAGCCUCGAAGGAGCAUAGCAUUUAGAUUACGUUUGGCCUCUUUUGAUAGCAGUGGAAAACUAAUAUGCAGUAGAACAACUGGCUAUCAGAUACUUACACUUGAAAAGGACCAGGAACAAGUAGUGAUGAACUUGGACAGCAGGCUUCUGAUCUUCCCUUUAUAUAUCUGCUGUAACUUCCUGUAUAUAUCGCCAGAAAAAAGAACUGAAAAUAGUCAUCAUCCAGAAAAUCCAGAAAACUGAAGAUCUCACCAGUUGGAAACAGUAGCACUUUGAAAGCUUUUUGGCCAGCUUUAAUUUACUGGCCCUGCAGAUACUCACAUCUAAGGUGACUAACAAUGACAAAGGCCUUACGAACUGUACAGAUAAUACAGAAGACUAUUCUUAUCCUCAUCACAUUUCUAUGCAUAUAUGGAAAAGCAUUUUAAAGCCAAGAGAAUAUCUGUCAAACCAUUUGCUAAUAAAGAUAUCAACUCAUGCUUUUUAAUUUAGCAUCAGCAGAAAAUUGCUGUAGGUAAAUUUCAUGUUUCUCUACAACCAUACAUAGUCAGUUUUCAGCUUGAACUUUGAUCCUACUUAAUGUUAGUGAACCUCAAUUAUCCAUUUGUUAGUUUCAUUUUUAUUUGACUAAACGAAUGCUAAAGGAAUAAUCUGGCCAAUUAUAAAUGCUCUUUCAAUUGGUAUAUUUAAAGCUGUCCUUAAUUUUUUUUUCAACUGCUCUUUAUGAUUCCUCCUACUAGUCAGAUAUUCUUCAGUCUAUAUAUGUUAUUAAUCAUUAAAUUUUUUUUCAUGGUUUUGAAGACUAAACUGAGGAACUUUUAUUUAACUUAAGCAUUUUCAUGCUUUUUUAUUUUGCUUUCCUAGAAUUUUAACAAGAAAAAAAUCAGCUUCAGGCUUUCAAAUGAUCUUGAAUAGGGGAAGAAAAAUUCUUUUGCCUUUUAUGGUCUUUUCUUUGACAUUCUGUACAACUUUAUUAUUAGGUCACAGAUUACUUAUGUACCAAAUAUUAUACUUUAAACAUUUUUAUAUUCUGUGAUCUUUGAAUUAUUUAUUUUCAAAUUUUAGUUGGGAAUCCUAUUCCCUACUUAAGCUCAGGACUUUAUAAUCUCCAAAUUGAGUGCCUUUGAGUUACACAUAAUACUAGAAAUCUCAUAGUAAAUGUACAUAGGGUCGGAGGAUAUCAUAUAGAAGCUGAUAAUAAAGCAUUAAUGUAUAAAUAGAACUUAUUUUUGUCAAAAAUGAGAUGUACAUUUUUCAUGAUUUAUAUAUGUUCGGUUCUUGCAUUUACUGCUAGUUUGAAAAUAGCCAUGCUCAUCAUCUUUCCAGUCAAAGUCAGUACUUUUUGUGGUUAAUGUAUAUUUUUAGUAUGUUUUAAGAAAAAUGGGAAUUACUUUUGUGUACCUGUACAAAUAAUAAAUACCCAUUUGGAGAAAGAAUAAAUAACAUAUAAAAUGAACCAAAAAAAAAAAAAACUCAGUUGAAACCAGAAUUUUUUUUCCAAGUUCAUUUUUUUCUAGUUAGAUUUAGCACUAAUUGCUAGUUUUUAUUCCCUAGCAAUAUGUCCAUACAUUCAUAAGUCACUUUUGUCCUUUCAAAAUUGAUCCUCAUGGUGAAUUUAAAGGAAGCUUUUAAAUGCCUUCCCUAUCUCCACCCCUAGAACUGUAGUUUGAAUGGUUUUAAUACAAUAGUUUGGCUGUAUCAAGAGACAACAUUUCUUGUUUUUGUAUUUGGCUAUAUCUCUUUAAUGAGAUGCUUUUGUUUUUUUCCUGUCUUAUUGUAACAUCAGAGAUUCCUUACCCUUACAUAUUAAAAAUAUAAAUACCAAAUUUAAAUCAAAUUAUUUAAAUAACUGAAUUUUUAUAAAUCUUGGGAGUAAAGAUAAUUAAAGUUUGAGUAUAUUAGUAAAAUUAUUUCAUUUGUAUGAAUUAAUCAAAGUAGAAUUAUAUAUGGUUCCUGUCCCUUGUUUGUUUCCUAGCAAAAAUUGCUUACAAACAAAAGAAUUAUUUCUUCAAUCACAAGUAAGUUGUAUUCUCACUAGAGAAACCGGUAAUUGUCAGCUGGUACUCCACAAUGAUAGUAAAGAUCUGCUUUUGUUUUCUUACCGAAUACUUUGCAUACUUUUCAUUCUUUUUAAUUGGAAUAUUUCUAAUAAAGUAUUAAGUGUCA
This is a messenger RNA of Capra hircus (goat), 3766 nucleotides long. It is a transcript of the gene GMCL1, whose product is annotated as germ cell-less, spermatogenesis associated 1. Gene Ontology annotation, biological process: germ cell development. Lineage: Eukaryota; Metazoa; Chordata; Mammalia; Artiodactyla; Bovidae. Gene Ontology annotation, cellular component: nucleus. The record is from RefSeq and is a predicted model, not a curated record. The transcript has 14 exons. Bases 263 to 1843 code for a protein of 526 amino acids. Gene Ontology annotation, molecular function: protein binding.